Molecule: messenger RNA, 4123 nt
Organism: Anarrhichthys ocellatus (wolf-eel)
Lineage: Eukaryota; Metazoa; Chordata; Actinopteri; Perciformes; Anarhichadidae
Product: X-linked retinitis pigmentosa GTPase regulator-interacting protein 1-like
Exons: 5
Coding region: 363-1163 (266 amino acids)
Source: RefSeq, a predicted model, not a curated record
UAAAAAACAAACCUCCCGCAGCACAGAAGGCGGAGCCGAAGAACGGAAACGGAGAAGAUGACGACGAAGAAUGGGAGGAUGCCAGCGACGGAGAAGACGAAGAAGGGAGCGACUUGGAACGCGACGAGAAGAAAGACACCGGGAAGGAGAAGCCAGCCAAGAGCAAAGACAACUCCCCUACAUCUCCCCCACCUCGUUCUCGACCGACAUCAGCAGGAAGCCCCAAAGAUCAGAGGCCUCCCAGGCCCAAGGUCCACAUCCCGCCCCCGGCAGCAGUUCAGGAGUCCCCAGAGGGAGGUAAGCCCCUCAGCCCCUUCCUCCCUCUGGAGAGCCACCAGCCUGUAUCAGACUGGGGGGAGGAGAUGGAGAUGCAGUCACCCCGCAGCAGCAUGGGAGGCGAGAGCCCACUGAAACCUCCCAGCGUGGAGGCCAGCCCACCCCAGAAGGAGGAGGAGGAAAAAGAAGAAGAAGAAGAGGAGGAGGAGGAGGAGGAGGAGAUGCAGUCACCCCGCAGCAGCAUGGGAGGUGAGAGCCCACUGAAACCUCCCAGCGUGGAGGCCAGCCCACCCCAGAAGAAGAAGGAGGAGGAGGAGGAGGAGGAGGAAGAAGAAGAAGAAGAAGGGGAGGAGGGGGAGGAGGAAGAAGAGGAGGGGGAGGAGGAAGAAGAGGAAGAAGAGGAAGAAGAGGAGGAGGAGGAGGAGGAGGAGGAGGAGAAGAAGGCAGCGAUGGAGAGCCAAGCUGUCAGCUCCAAUGAACCUGCUGAGCCACAGAAAGAGGAGGAUACGGCCAUAGACGUCUCCUCUCCUUCACAAAAGACUAAAGCCCAGCAGACUGUGAUAGUGUCAGAACCAGAGUCCGUCCCCACAGACUCCCCCGCUCCACCGCCAUCUGACCCCGCCCCCUCUGAGGUUUCUUGCCCCUCCGUUUCUGAGGUCAGCGAGGCUGCCGUGACGACGGACCAGGAUACACCUGCUGCUCCAUCACAAGAGGACAAGCUGGACACCCCUCCCUCUCCAGCCGCCCUGAAAGUUGGCGAUAGCUCCUCUGAACCGGAAGAAGGGAAAGAUGACGACAUGACGGCCGCUGGGACCGACGCCGCUCGGACAGCAGAGGAAGUUGAGUCCUCGGAGCCGACGUCCUCGGAGCCGACGUCCUCAGGCUGAAGCUGCUGGGGACAAAGAGGAGAUGGAGAGAGGAGAUGGAUGAGGAGCAUCACACUACUCGUCAGUGGAAUGGCCGCCACACAUCUAAAGAAAUGAAAUGACUACCAUCAUGAGGAGGCGGGGCUGUGCAGCGCUCUUGCUCAGCUGUUUCUUUUGGAUCAGUGGGUCUGAUCACCUCUGGGCCGCCGCCAUGUUUUGACUCGCUCUGUUAAGUAUGAAGAGUGAAAUCUCCUUCAUCGGCUGUUUUCUUUGUAUUUCUAUGUUUUGUUCUCACUGUGGGGUGUUGAGCUUUUCUGCACUGGGACAAUUAAGCUUGAUCUGAUUUUGUCCACGUGUAGAUAUGUUUUCACUUCAAGAUCAUUUAUGUAAAAUCACUUUUACACGCUCAGAACUUUACAGUAUUUGGCAAGGCGCAACAUUUUCCCUCUGAGAUUGUAAGUUUAUUAAUUUGGAAGCUGGAAUUGGCUGACCCGUCAGUGUUUUAGGUGAUGUGCAGGCGGGCUUUGCGAGGACAUAUCGGUUUAUAAUAGGCUUCCAGCUGACCAGUUUGGAGGUCAAUAUCUUUUGUUGUUUUAAACGUACCGCUCAGCUUUUUCAGGAACGGAACAAACGUGGCUAAUUUCUGUUGUUUUCAGUUGGGAAAUGAUCACUUCAUUGAGUUAACAGAUGAAUUCAUCUUUCCGAGUGGCCUCACUUGAGGCAGAUUAUCAGAUUUUAUACAGCUUUUUUCCCACAUGGGCAGAGGGUACUCUCCAACUCCUGUGAACAGACUGGUGUGUAAGAUCAGUGGAAUUGACCCUUCGCUGAGAACAGUCCCCCCCGCUGCUACUCCGUCAAGCUGUCAGAGCCACCGUGGAGCCCACACGGUCACCGACUGCCCUCCCUGAAUACAGCUAUCUAGUCUUUGGGAAAACAAAAGCGAUUUUAGAGAGAAGCAGGGUCUACAGUAUGCGUUUGAAGGAUGUAUCCAGGCUGUCCAGCUGACUCAGCAGCAAAAACAGGUUUCAAAAUCCAAUGAUGGAAGCUAAAGCCAACCAUUACAGAUCCGUGUGAACCACUACCUCACACGUGCGUGAUAAUUGUAAGCGUCUAACAACAUUAUGGAAAGGAACCUAAAGAGAUGGAUCCUUUUGCGAUUUUACUCUUUUAGUCCGUAGGGUUCACUUUUUAAAUUCACAGAUACAAUCAUUGUAAUACGAUAGCAGCAUGUGUAAACAUUCAGUAUAGCUUCAGCAGCUAGCGUAGCAUAGAAGUGUUGAUGUGGUAACGAGCAUCACUAUUAACAAUGACAAGCUCCAAAUCCACCAAACCUGCCUGAAGAGGAAGAAAACCAGAAACAAUUGCGUAAGAGUCGGUGGAGCGGAGCUGACUGAUGCUACGCUAUGAUUGGCCAUUCUGCGUUCGAGAGGCGGGCCAAUUAGCAAAGGGUCAAUUCUCCUUCAUUAUGAGUUGCUUUGCCAGUUUCUUCGACCCUCUCCACCCACUAAAUAUUCUUACUAUGGACUCUAUCUGUUUUUAUUUGGACAUAUGCACACAGUGUCUCCUGAGAUGAACUGAUCUCGCCUCUCGCUGCAGUUGCUCUGAGCUUUUGGUUGCGGCGUCUGUUGUGAGUGAUUGUGGUGGCCAUCUUGUGACUGUUUACCAUCUCUGUGAUCUCCAUUAGUGUUCAUAAUGUGCAGCCUGCCCUGCUCUUUGACUUUAUUAUGUGACUUUUAAUUACUUGGACAGAGAAGUACUUUUGUUUUUCAUAUCGGACCCACAGGCUCCAUUUUAUUUCUUUCUAAAGACAUCUGGACGCACUAAAGAUCCUUCAGAACUAAGAAUCCUUCAGCCCGACUGUUACCACGGGCUUCACUGCAGAUAGAUGGGGGUGUUUUAAGUGUGCUUUAUGUUUUGUUUUGCAUCAGAGCCAGCUGUGCAGGUCUGCUGUUGUAGAGUAACUGACUUCAGCGAUCUUUGGCCGAAGCUUCUACUCGGAUUAACUUCAAGAAUCAGGUGUGUUGCCUGAGGGCGCUCUGACAGAACACCAUGUGACCUCGUCCUCCUCUCCAAUCUAUCAAAAUACCAAUUAUGUAUUUCGAGGCGGCGGUCCGUUUGCUGUUUUAAUUAUGUAAUUGUGCGUCACAAUCAGACGCAGACUGUGCUGCCAUUUUGUUGAUCUGUUCAUAUCUGUCUGAAGCUCUUUAAGGGACACAUGGCCUCUUAUUCUCUUUGAUCAAGGGUCUCACUGCAGAAUGGAGUGUUUUUGGCUUUACGUUAAAUAGUUAUUUUUGAACAGCCAUGUUUAGAAGAUAUACUUGUCUCUUAUUUGGAAAGACAGACUUGCAUAAAGUGUAGUAUCAUGAAUUACUACUUUUUAUUUUGGAAUGGAAGCCUUCAUUGAUGCCUCGGCACACUAAGGGCUUUUAAUUUGUGCUUUGAAUCAUGCCUGUGGACACCGGGGUUAAUGGGUUGCUUUACUGGUUUUUGUUUUGUUUUCUGUAUUAGAGGGAAAAAAACGAUGCUUUUGGAUUGAAAGGAACUGCAAUAUGUACAGUUUUUAAAUGGAAAAGAACAUUCCACCAUUGGUUGUUUGUGCAAAAAGUAGCUUGUGAGCUAUGAAAAGAUAUUAGGGUGUUUUUGCACAUCGAUGUUUGUUUUUCUGAGCGUCGAUGACGGAUUGUAACUAAGGCAGGGUAUAUUUCUAUAUACAUCCAUUUCUACAAUGUCUUCCUGAUUGAUACAUGAACUUGCUCUGAGAACGUGCAGCCGUUCUCAUAAAGAUUAUCAGGACCAGCAUGAAUCCAAAACUGUAAGCUUUUUAAUGUUGUCAAAGCCGUUGAUGAAAUAAACGUCCCUCGUCAGCGCAUACAUCAGAUAGAGAAAGAGCCCUGACGGUUGUACCCACAUGAAAUGUAAAGCACACGGCUGCUUAUCAGUUUUUGUUCCUCUCAUUUAGCCAAUAAAUGUAUUUCUCUGAU